Messenger RNA from Branchiostoma belcheri (Belcher's lancelet), 1206 nucleotides. RefSeq lists its product as uncharacterized. Gene Ontology annotation, molecular function: ribonucleoside-diphosphate reductase activity, thioredoxin disulfide as acceptor. The coding region runs from base 1 to 1206 and encodes 401 amino acids. The transcript has a single exon. Gene Ontology annotation, cellular component: cytosol. Gene Ontology annotation, biological process: deoxyribonucleotide biosynthetic process. The record is from RefSeq and is a predicted model, not a curated record. NCBI's taxonomy places the organism in Eukaryota, Metazoa, Chordata, Leptocardii, Amphioxiformes, Branchiostomatidae.
AUGUCGCCGAUAGAAUUCGACAUUCAGGGAGCCGGAGAAGAGUACACGGACCUGAGUCAAACUCAGCUGUACGUGGGAGCCAAGAUUGUCUGCGCUAAUGGAGACGACCUGCCCGAUGGAGAAAAAGUAGGACCGACCAACCUAUGGCUCCACUCGCUGUUUCAGCAAAUUGACGUCUCCUUGGGAAAUAAGAUCGUAACGGACUCCACAAAUACCUAUCCCUAUCGAGCCUACUUCGAAAACCUGUUGAACUACGGAGAAGACGCAAAACAGACACAGCUGACCUCUGCCCUCUUCUACCAAGACACACCGGGGCGCCUUCACAUGGUAGACCCUUUCCCAACAGCCCCAAACGCUGUGGUGAACACCGGGCUGGUAAAGCGAGCCACCAUGACCCGGGGGAGCCGAGAGGUAGAUCUCAUCGGUCCUUUACACGUGGAUUUGUUUUUUCAAGACCGUUACCUCCUCAACAAGGUAGAUAUGAAAAUCAAGCUGCAUCGAUCCAAACAUCAGUUCAACCUGAUGUCGCCAGAGCAGAACAAACAGUACAAAGUCGUCAUCACCGGAGCCGCCCUGUUUCUCCGGAAGGUCAACUUGCUAUCAACAUAUCAGCUGUCCAUCGAAAACCGACUGAACAAAGAAAGCGCUAAGUACCCUCUGAAGAGAAUCCAAGUGAAACCCUUCACCAUCCCUCAGGGAAACCACACUGUGUCCAACGACAACCUUUUCCUGGGGCAGAUCCCCAAACGACUGGCCAUCGCCCUGGUGAGCAACGUCGACUUCCAAGGGUCCUAUGGGACAAACCCCUACAAUUUUCAACACUUCCACCUGAACUACAUCAGUCUGUGUAUCGAUGGACGCCAAGUACCCCACAAAGCGCUGACGCCAAACUUCGAAGGCGGUCAUUUCAUCAGGUCCUACUUCAACCUCUUCGGGCCUAUCGGAAAGUUGGGGCAGGAUUCCGGCAACCAGAUCGCCAGAGACGCCUUUGACAAGGGCUAUGCCAUCUACUGCUACGAUCUCAGUCCGGACUUGUGCGGACUGGGAGGAGAUCACUUCAACGUAAUCAAACAGGGGAACCUCCGACUAGAGCUUCACUUUGCCAAGGCUCUGGAACAGACGGUAGUUGCUCUGAUCUUUGCAGAGUUUGAUAACCUCCUGGAAAUCAACAGGCAGAGGAUCGUCACCUUCGACUACAACAACUAA